This is a messenger RNA of Anolis sagrei ordinatus, 948 nucleotides long. The record is from RefSeq and is a predicted model, not a curated record. NCBI's taxonomy places the organism in Eukaryota, Metazoa, Chordata, Lepidosauria, Squamata, Anolidae.
AUGUCUUCAAUGCAGGAGAACAUCCAGAUCAAGAAUAGGUCUCCACAGCCACCUACGUAUCCACCACUAAGAUGCUGCACUUGGAGGGCCAUCAUCGUCCAAGUGGGAUCGCCUACGUCAAAGAUCUCCUCACCUGGACUCCAGCAGGUAUUGACAGAGAACUCAUCGGAUGGUGGUAGUCUGAAGAGUGGAUCCUUUCCAGAGGAAUGUGGCAUGCAAAACAAGGCCUGGUAUGCAGGCAGCUGUGACCGGCAAACGGCUGAGGCUGCCCUUCUCCAGUAUAACAAGGAUAGCGCCUACCUGGUGAGGCGGAGCUCGCGAUACGGUGGCAACCAGCCCUUCACUUUGGCUGUGCUUUACAAGAGCCAUGUCUACAACAUCCCCAUCCGCUAUGUUGAGAGCAGCCACCAGUACUCGCUGGGCAAGGACGGCAGGAGCCAGGAGGAGCUCUUUGAUAGUGUUUCCAGCAUCAUCCAGAGCUACACAGAGCGGCCCAUGACAUUGAUUGAUGGCAUGACUUCCGCCAAGGAGCAAACCUGUCUGGUGUUUCCGGUGAAACCAUGAUUAAGAAUGGACUUCAUCCCCAAACUUGAAGGCAUCAAACAGCUCCUUUUUCCUUCUGGAACUACGCUCGGCCAAAAUGUCAGAAUUCAGUGUGAUUAUCCUUGUGUUUUGCAGUUUCUUUUUAAAACAAAUGUCCUUCCAAAGGCCAAAGACACAGAAUACGCAAUCUGCAAUCCUGUUGUAUUGAUAAGGAAACUGAAUGAAUGGCAGGCACAGGAAGUGACUGGAGAGGAGCAUUUGUUUUCCCUUUAAAAGUGUCUAGUUUGCCAAAAGCAAGAGAAUUAUUUCCUCCUCUCCUUCCCAUUUUUAUUCUGGCUCUAUUUCCCCAACACUUUUAAUUAUAGAAUCCUGUGUUUUGAAGAGACUCAUCUUAAAAUAAAAUAC